AUGAAGAGGGAGAUUAUUUUGACGAUUAAAGGUAAGGAAUUUGGAAGUAUGUUUAAGAAGAUAGAGAGAUGUAUUUGAUAUAUGAUAAUUAUUUUAGUGGAGAAGGAUAAUAUAAUUAGCUAGGAGAAAAGGAUGGAAAAUGGAUUCAGUCGAGCUCAGGAUAUUGGGAUUUCUCCUAAGUCAUUGAUUGUGGCUUUUAUAAAAAUGGAAAAAAAAUUGGCAAAUGGGAUAUCUUGUAUAGGAAGAAAGGGAAGGAAUAGUUUUAAUAUCGGUAAAAUGUAUAAAUAACAUUAUAUAGAGGAGGUGGGGGAUAAUAUGAUGAACAAGGCUCUAAGAAAAUUGGAAAAUGGAUUCACUGAGAUAAGUUAAUUUAUAUAAUAAUGCCAUUUGAGUAAUUAUUGA
Molecule: messenger RNA, 402 nt
Organism: Paramecium pentaurelia
Lineage: Eukaryota; Ciliophora; Oligohymenophorea; Peniculida; Parameciidae
Source: the annotation of a GenBank genome assembly